AUGGCUCCGCCUCGUCCGCGGGCCAGUGCUGUCGAUACGGACGCAUCAAUGCUAGAUGUGCAAGAGCCUGUAUCUAACCUAGCUGACGCAAUGGAUGUUGAUGAAACCCCAGAUCAGACUGACACAGAUACCAAUCCCAACACUACAGCAAGUAGUGUUGCCGGUGAUCAGAUUGCCGAUGGGCGCAAAAAGCGUUCUGAAGCCAACCAGCUUCGAAGAAGUAUCUUCGGCAAGAAACAUGACUUGCUAGGAGAAUCCAAGGAGGAUGACAGCAUCAGAAGAUUUCGCUACUUAUUAGGAUUGACCGACCUUUUCCGACAUUUCAUCGAGACGAACCCUAACCCCAAAAUUCGCGAGAUUAUUCAUGAGAUCGAUCGUCAGAAUGAGCAGGCGGAGAAAGCAAAGAAGAAGGGCGUUCGUCAAGGUGGGGCAGAGACAGGCCGAGCUCGCCGUACAGAAGCCGAAGAAGAUGAAGAGUUACUGAAGGAUGAGAGACAAGGCGGAUCAGCAGAAACUGUCUUUCGCGAAUCGCCGUCUUUUAUCAAUGGCACGAUGAGAGAUUACCAAAUUGCUGGGUUGAAUUGGCUCAUUUCCCUGCACGAAAAUGGAAUCUCAGGUAUCCUUGCAGACGAGAUGGGUUUAGGCAAAACCCUCCAAACCAUUUCCUUUUUGGGUUACCUUCGUCAUAUCAUGGAUACGAAAGGCCCUCAUUUGGUCAUCGUGCCCAAGUCUACUCUAGACAAUUGGAAGCGGGAGUUUGCCAAGUGGACACCCGAAGUUAAUGUUCUGGUUUUACAAGGCGCUAAAGAGGAACGACACAACCUGAUUAACGAGCGUUUGAUCGACGAGAAGUUUGAUGUGUGCAUCACGAGUUACGAGAUGAUCCUUCGUGAGAAGACGCAUUUGAAGAAAUUCGCCUGGGAAUAUAUUAUCAUCGACGAAGCCCACCGUAUCAAGAACGAAGAGUCGUCCCUAUCGCAAGUAAUUCGCUUAUUCAACUCGCGAAACCGACUUCUUAUUACUGGAACACCACUCCAGAAUAACCUGCACGAGCUCUGGGCACUCUUGAACUUCUUGUUACCUGAUGUAUUUGGUGAUAGCGAGGCCUUCGACCAGUGGUUCUCGGGACAAGAUGCAGAUUCAGAAGUGGUUGUUGAGCAGCUGCACAAGGUCCUACGACCUUUCUUGCUCCGUCGAGUUAAGGCGGAUGUGGAGAAGAGCUUGUUACCCAAGAAGGAGAUCAACCUCUACCUUGGUAUGUCAGAAAUGCAGGUGAAAUGGUACCAGAAGAUCCUAGAGAAGGAUAUUGACGCUGUCAAUGGUGCCGGCGGUAAGCGGGAAUCUAAAACUCGCCUGCUCAACAUUGUCAUGCAAUUGAGGAAGUGUUGCAACCAUCCUUACCUUUUUGAGGGAGCUGAACCUGGACCUCCUUACACGACCGAUGAGCAUCUGGUCUACAAUUCAGGCAAAAUGGCCUUACUCGAUAAGCUUUUGCGAAGACUACAGAAACAGGGCAGCCGCGUCCUCAUAUUCUCACAGAUGAGCCGUCUUUUGGAUAUUCUCGAGGACUACUGUGUAUUCCGCGAGUAUAAGUACUGUCGAAUCGAUGGAAGCACAGCUCACGAAGAUCGCAUAGCGGCAAUUGAUGAAUACAAUAAGCCGGAUUCAGAGAAAUUCAUUUUCCUCCUCACAACUCGAGCUGGUGGUCUCGGAAUUAAUCUAACCAGUGCUGAUAUUGUUAUCCUCUACGAUAGCGACUGGAACCCGCAGGCUGAUCUGCAAGCUAUGGACCGCGCUCACAGAAUUGGUCAAACGAAGCAAGUAGUUGUUUACAGGUUUGUCACGGAGAAUGCAAUCGAAGAGAAGGUACUUGAGCGGGCGGCACAGAAGCUUCGCCUUGACCAAUUGGUUAUUCAGCAAGGACGUGCUCAUCCAGGAGCUAAAGGUCCAGCAGCUAAAGAUGAGCUCCUUGACAUGAUCCAGCACGGUGCGGAGAAAGUCUUCCAACAAAAGGGAGCCACCGGAAUGGCAGCUAAGGGAGCAGAUCUCAACGACGAAGAUAUCGAUGAGAUCUUGGCGAAGGGUGAGAGUCGUACCAAGGAGCUCAACGCCAAGUAUGAGAAACUUGGCAUUGACGAUCUACAAAAGUUCUCUUCAGAAUCUGCUUAUGAGUGGAAUGGCGAAGUGUUCGGGAAAAAGAAGGAUAUUGGCGUGAAUUGGAUUAAUCCCGCAAAGCGGGAACGCAAGGAGCAGUCCUACUCCGUCGACAAGUUCUACCGACAGGCCAUAUAUGGUACUAGCAAGGCAGAAGCUAAACCUAAGGCUCCUCGAGCACCGAAGCAGGUCGCAGUUCACGAUUAUCAGUUCUAUCCCCCUCGACUCCGUGACCUUCAGGAUCGAGAGACCGCCUUUUAUCGCAAGGAGAUUGGAUAUAAGGUACCUUUGCCCGACGGAGAUGACGACAAUUUGUCGGAACGUGAAGCGGAGCGUGCCCUUGAUCAGCAGGAGAUUGACAAUGCUACUCCCCUUACGGAAGAGGAGCAAGAAGAGAAACAGAAACUGUCCGCUCAAGGCUUCGGGGACUGGAACAAGCGUGACUUCCAGCAGUUUAUCAACGGCUCUGGUCGCUACGGGCGUCAUGAUUAUGACCGAAUUGCGGAAGAAGUCGACAGCAAGACCGCCGCAGAGGUUAAAGCCUAUGCUAAGGUUUUCUGGCAGCGAUAUACCGAGAUCGCCGAUUAUAACAAGUACUUGCAAGUAAUUGAAACUGGAGAAGAACGCAUGCGUAAGACGGAGCAUCAGCGCAAAAUGCUCAGGAAGAAGAUGCAACAAUAUCGAGUGCCACUGCAGCAGAUGAAGAUCAACUAUUCGGUGUCUACAACAAACAAGAAGGUCUAUACUGAGGAAGAGGAUAGAUUCCUCCUGGUCAUGUUAGACCGACAUGGCGUCGAUUCUGAGAGUAUCUACGAGCGAAUUCGUGACGAGAUUCGAGAGAGUUCUCUAUUCCGAUUCGAUUGGUUCUUCCUUAGUAGGACACCUAUCGAAAUCAGCCGUCGCUGCACUACACUGCUUACUACGAUUGUGAAGGAGUUUGAAGAUACGUAUCCGAGCAAGGCGAACGGAAGCAACGGCAAAGGGAAGAGAGAGCUAGAUGACGAAGAGAACGACGAGGAUAGCAUCCUCGGAAUGGCCCCCGCAAAGAAGAAGUCAAAGACCAGUGUCAAGAACAAGGCCCUUGACAACGUCAAAGGUGGCAGUAGCAAGACUACUUCUGCCACGCCUUCCUCUCGCGCCUCUAGUGUCGCUUCUACUACCUCGGCGCCCGUGGCCAAGUCGAAAGCCAAGGGAAAGAAGAAAUAA
Molecule: messenger RNA, 3360 nt
Organism: Daldinia caldariorum
Lineage: Eukaryota; Fungi; Ascomycota; Sordariomycetes; Xylariales; Hypoxylaceae
Product: SWI/SNF family of DNA-dependent ATPase
Exons: 4
Coding region: 1-3360 (1119 amino acids)
Biological process (GO): nucleosome organization; regulation of transcription by RNA polymerase II
Cellular component (GO): nucleus; chromatin
Molecular function (GO): nucleosome binding; ATP-dependent chromatin remodeler activity; histone binding
Source: RefSeq, a predicted model, not a curated record